Molecule: messenger RNA, 4205 nt
Organism: Columba livia (rock pigeon)
Lineage: Eukaryota; Metazoa; Chordata; Aves; Columbiformes; Columbidae
Gene: CDCA8
Product: cell division cycle associated 8
Exons: 10
Coding region: 111-1016 (301 amino acids)
Biological process (GO): mitotic sister chromatid segregation
Cellular component (GO): chromosome passenger complex; chromosome, centromeric region; spindle midzone
Source: RefSeq, a predicted model, not a curated record
GCCCUGAUUGGUCUGUCGGCGGCGACGUUCGGAUUUGAACGUGCGGUGGCGGCUCCAGGCCUGUUCCCGGUCCUGUUCCCGUUCCCGUUCCCGGUCCCGGUCCCGCCGCCAUGGCUCCCCCACGGAAGAAGGCCGAAGCGGGUGCGCGGCGCAGGAAGCUGGCGGCGUUCCUGAAGGAUUUCGACCGCGAGGUGCAGAGUCGGCUCGAGCGGCUGCGCGCCAAGGGGGAGCGGCUGGUCAAGGAGGUGGAGGACAUGUACGACAUGGCGAUCCUGAGGCUGCCCGUGCAGAUUCGCGAGAUGAACUGGAUCGAGUACUUCGCUAAAGGAGGAAGCGAGAAGGUGUUGGAAGAGGCCGCAACGGCAGACUUGGAAAUAACAGAAAUAAACAAGCUGGCAGCAGGAGUUAUCCAGACUCCUUUAAAAGUCAUCCAGAAAGUGCAAAAAUGUAAUCAGGACAUUGAAGCUAUUGAAGAAGAAGCAGAAGCUCCUUUGCUUCCUCUAGCAAAGAAAGCAAAACAUGACACCCAGUGUCCAGGAGACUUGGAUGCUGAAAACAUUAACCCAAGAGCUGCAAAGGUCAAGGCGUCCACCAAAAAAGCACCAGCGUCCAGGAGCAGAAGGGCUCCUUCGGCCAGAGUGAAGCGCGUCAGUAACAGAUCAAGCAAAAGCAACUUUAUCACCCCAGCUACCCGUAAUACAAUUGAUCUCUGUGCUCGGGGAGGCACCUCCAUGAUAACACCCAGAUUUGAUUCCAGAGUCUUCAAGACGCCGGGUUUGCGCACGCCAGCAGUAAACGAGCGUGUCUACACCAUCUCUGCCAACGGCAGCCCCCUCGCUGACAGCAGCGACAUCUGCAUCAAGGUCCCUUUAGGAGGAGGGCAGAGCAUUUGUUUAACAGCAAAUGAUUUGACCAAAAAGAAUCUUCUUCAUCUGGAUCCAGAGGCCCAAGGGAUUAUGAAGAAACUCUCGGUUCGCCUCGCACAAGCUUGCAGUGGUACAAAAACCCAGAGAUGAAACCACCGAAUGUUGAGGUGCCUCUGUAAAUACGCAACAUUACAUUUAGGGCUGCCACUCUUAGUUCUUGUUCUAAUUCAUACUGAACUUAUGCUAUUUUUUUUUUUCUAGUAAGUAAAAUUUUCUAAGCACUUCAUAGAAUCGACCACUUUUGCAGCUGGUUCCAUGAGAGAAAGUGGUUUUCCUGGUUAUAAUUUCAGUUGUGAUGAGGGCUGGUUUGAUAAAAGAUUGCUGAGUACUGACUUUUUAAGGUUAGAACCCCUGACCUGAACCAGAGCUCUUUCCAAAAGUGUUUCCCUUGGGACAGAACAAGCUGCAGGAGAGCGGGGGGUGUGUGCAGGGGGCAAGUAACAGGGCAUGUCUGUGUGUCACUAGGGCAUGUCUGUGUGUCACGAGGUGUUUGUAGCUGGAGAACCAGAGUCCUGGGCACAGCCUGACGAUGCUGCUUAAGCUUCUGAAAUCUGCAGGCUCUGCUGCCAACGUCCCCGAGAGAGCACCUUGAACCAUGGCCACUGUGAUUGUCAUUAAGAGAAAAUCCACUCCUGCAGCCCAAUGCUGUAACGGUGGCUGUUGUCUGCUGUUCUGCUGGUGCCACGCAGCCCAGCAGCAACGGGCUGAGAGCAGCUUUCCAGGGAAAAAUCAAUAUUUACUAGUUAUGGGUCAAUCUUCUUUAUGAAGUACAAACCCUGCUGAUUUUGCACAGUUCAGGGCUCCACUGUGCCACGUUUCAUCCACAAAUUGAAGUAAUUCAUUUGCUGGAAAUAUGGGUAAGAUCUGGGGGGCUGCUGGGAGAUGGGGGGUGUUGGGACCUGUGUGCAGCCCCCUGGCCGAGGGGGUGGGGUGGGAGGGGGCACAGGGGUCUCUGCUCCAGACCCAAAGCUGAUUCCGCCCACGGGUGAUCUUGUGCUGGGAGCCUGGGGAGCUGCAUCCCCACUGCAGCGUGAGCAGCACCCAGUGUCCUUGGGAACACAGAAAACAGCAAUAACCUUACAGAGAGGUUUCUUGCAGACCUGGGAUUUUUCCACAGUAACAUCGCCCUGGCCUCGCUGUGCCCACGGGGGCUCUUGGGCAGGAAAAGUCAGCCCGACCUGCCAGCUGUGAAUGAGCUACAGGUUCUUUUUCCCAUCUAAUAUCUAGCUAACCUAGAAGUCAGAAGGCAAAGGGAGGGAACGUGGGAGACAAAGCUUGAUGCUAAUAGCCUGAGUUAAUUGCCGAUUGUUUGGAGCCUGUGGCUCACUCUGCCUGAUAGCAUCUCCCUCCUCAGCCACCUUCUCCAUCUGGCACCGGCCAUCUGGUCCCCGCAACAGGCGCCUCAGCGAAGCUUUGCUGGGGAAGCUUCUUGCUGUAGAGCUGGAGCUGCGGGAUCAAAGGGAAUCGGUCACGUUAAAGUGAAUCGUGAAGCCGCUUUGGAAAGCGCAGGGCUGUGCAGAACAGCUCAGCUUUGUGCAGAGCCCACACAUUUUACGAUGCCGUAAACCUCCCGGCACGUGGGGAGGAGUGUAAAUCCCCCCCGACAGGGGCAUGGCACGGAACGAGAUGACCUGGCACGGGGACCGGGCACCGUGUCCUUGCUCUCGCAUCGCUACUGAGAUUUAUUUUUUGCCACGUAGACAACUCCACGCUGCCGGGACGCGAUAGAUGUUGCAGCUCUUCUGUCGCUGCAGCUCUCAUUGUAAUGCAACUUGCUGAGCAGCUCAGACUUCAGUGAUUUUCCUCUUUGUCACCUGUCUCCCCAUCAUGUCACCUUCUCUCCUUCCUCUUGGCUCUGGCCCAAAUGGGCAUCGCAGCUCCUCCUCUGCCCUGAUGUUUGGGUCUCUGCUUACAAAGAGGUUUCUUGCAGAUGUGGGAUUUGCCAGAGUAGAGUCCCCUCAGGGACACGGGUGACAAAUCGCCGGUACGGUUGGUGUGGGGAACAUGCAUGGGCAGUAAUGGAGUUAUAAUGAAUUAAGUGCUGUUCAAAUUGAUGCAGGGCUACUGUAAUGAAUGUGUGCAUGUUGCGAGCAUUGGGACAGAGGUGUGAUGAAUAUUGCCUAUCAGCUGUGAUAAAAGCCUAUCAUCCCAAUACAUAUUUUCAAAAACUAAUUUAAGGCUGGAAGAGAUGAUUAAAAAUGAGGGGAGGAAAUUGUCUGGGUUAUAUUUAGAGUCCCUUGCUAGGUAAGAUGAAUUCCAGAAGCCCACAUACUGCCUGUGGGGUGAGAAGGAUAGAUGGGGAUGUUGUGGUAGCUGGUGAGCUGCUGGGGACAAGCAGCCGCAGCACCGCGAGCCAGCUGUGCCCCAGCAUCUGGAAAUCUCAGUUCUGAUCUCAACUCUUCCCUCGGUCCUUUAUUUAAUCUCCCUGUGCUGCUCAGGAUGACAAGAUCAUUAGAAAGCCGCUUCCCGGUGCAGAGCUCUUCCUCCCGAGUGCAGUGUAACCGCGCGGCCGAUGCCUGCAAGACAAGAGAUUUAAUUGUGUUCUGCCAGCAUCCAGGGGAUGUCAGGACUCAAAUUUAAAGCCAGGCUGGCUGGGGGUGGGAGAUGCACCUCCAUUACUCACCCAGCCCAAAUGAGGUUUCGCUUUUAUUAUCUCCCGAAAUAGCCGGUACCUGGGAGGUGCUGAUUGAAGCCAUUUGAAAACAUGACAACAUCCUCAGGACAAUAGGUGUCUAAUCUAAUGAAGCCAGAAUGCAUUAGCUAAGAGCUGUGUAAAGCGAAGAAAAUGCAAUUAAAGCAUUCCUGAGGACAGAUGUCAACCUACGUAGGGGACACUGAUAUGAAGACGUUGGCAGAAGUCUAAUGAAAAUAAAUGAUCUGUUUGAAACAUUCCUCAAAUCAAUAACGGAGUCCAAGCCAGCGGCUGCCACCUCGCUCGUCACUCACCUGCGGUUUGUCACGUCCCAGCAGAGACUGGGACAGGCUGGGGACAAAGUGGGGAUGGGGGACAUGCUCCUUUUCCUUGAUUGCUCAAAGCAGAUCAUGUUUUGCUCCCCUUCUCUCACGUUCUUCUACGUUGGAGCUACAUUAAGGAUCUGUGUUUCUGUUGUACAGUUAACAGAGACACCUUCUCUCUUUAGACUCUUAUAAAUAGUAAUUAAAACCACCCACUUUUGUAAAUUGCUGGCAAAAGUACCUUGCAUCAAAUCACAGCUCUUUGGCAAGGGUUUAAAUUGGCAGUGACAAGUAUAUUUCUAGAAUAAAGUUUUAUUUUGGGAA